Ochotona curzoniae (black-lipped pika) is the source of this 852-nucleotide messenger RNA. RefSeq names its product zinc finger protein 717-like. Lineage: Eukaryota; Metazoa; Chordata; Mammalia; Lagomorpha; Ochotonidae. Gene Ontology annotation, biological process: regulation of DNA-templated transcription. The transcript is spliced from 5 exons. The record is from RefSeq and is a predicted model, not a curated record. Bases 385 to 852 code for a protein of 155 amino acids.
UUGUUUCUGAGCACGGACCUUUCUGCCUGUGCCUCCCCUCUUUUCCCCCAAAAUUGCCAAGUGGUGCUAUCCAAUGGACUUUAAAUAGAUUCUGUAAUCUUGAAGCUUGGAUCCAGAGGUAAAGAAGCAUAUUACAGAUUUGGGGAGCGCUGCAUUUUGCUAGGACUUCUCUGCCCCUUCCCACGUAUAAAGUUCUGUUCCUGCACAGGUGACGGUCUUCAGUUGUCCAGCUAAUCCGUUAUUUGGUAUUUGUUUCCACUGUAUUCUUGCUUAGCACAGAAGAAUGUAGGUGCAAACUAGAUUAUUUUCUCACUAUUCCUUCUGUUCAUCUUUUCUUCCAGACUGAAUUCUAGAGAACCUUACAGCUUUGCAAGAAAAAAGAAAAUGAGUACAUCUCUCGUGUUGUCAUUUGAAGACCUGGUUGUGGACUUCACCAGGGAGGAGUGGCAGAUUCUGAACAAUGAUCAGAGGGCCCUGUACAGGGAUGUGAUGCUGGAGACGUACAGCAGCCUGGUAUCUGUGGGGCACUGCAUUCCCAAACCUGGCUUGAUCUCCAAACUGGAACAAGGAGCAGAUCCAUGGAUUUUGCAGGAAUGCCUAAACCAGGGUCUCCCAGUUCCCCAGGAAAAGCAUGGCUUAAGUGAAACCAACCAGGAAAGUGAAGACAUUAAUAUGAGACAAGAUUCAGUGACAAACAACAUGCCAAAUCUCAAAGUUGAUUUAAGAAAAGGACUUAAUUUCUGCCCAAGCCGUGUUCCAAAACUGGUUAUCAAAAGGAUAAGUUUUUCAAAAAUGAAAAGGGGUGCAUGGAAUUCAGCAUCAGGAGAUUCAGACUGUGCGGCAUGCUUCUGA